CGCAACUGAGCCAACUGACUUAUGAAGAGCAUGUUUCAGGAAGAAGUUGGCGCCCUUGCUACAUAAGCUGUUAGCUUAAAGGCUAACUGGGAAAACAAUGAAAAUUCGUCCAUGUAGAAAUUUUGCCCUUCGUCGCAGUUGAAGAAAUCGAAAAUGAGUGACAUGGAAUUCAACGUUCCCCUGUCAUCACUGGCCCUCCUGGUGCCACCACUGAGGCUGAUGUCAGCGGUGAUGUGGGAAGUGGUUCGCCAGAGGAACAUUAAGCAUUAUGGGAAGCUGGAGGAGUUCGUAACCAUGGUGACAGAUGCUGUUCCCGAGCUCAUGAGUAAAAGAGAGGGCAGACUUUUGUCACUCGGCCUGAGGGCCAGGACCACUCUUGAAUUGUUACAUUCUGAGCAUCCGGACGAUCUUAAAGCUGUGGAAACUCACCUCAACAGAAUCCGAUCAUCUUGCAUUGAAGAGACAAAUGAUCCUGCAAUUGAAGCACCAGAGGCCAACUUUAUGAAGCUGGUUCAAGGCCUGAUUGAAGAUACCGACGGCAGGGAACAUUUCCUCAAGAACGUGUUCCCAGUGGAGUACGGCCCUGAUUUCGACACAGCGCUGGAGACGCUUGUUUGCGAAUUCUUCACCAGGCUCGAGGAGCUGCUGCCAAUCCCAGAUUUCAAGCAGACCGCGUCUUGGCUUAAUGCCUCCCCCUCUGUCCUCGAGGAGUACAUCCAGUGUGUGUCAACUGGAGAAGACCUCAAAUUUCUCCUCCAAAGCAAAGAAUGUCAUGGAAAAUUGGCAAAAAGUACUGUUGCUCCUUUUCACUCGGACGAUCUCCUCAUCCCGUCCUUGUCGCUGCCCCCCUCUUUGGAAGUGGCCAUCGCCUCCCACCCGAGCGCCUGUGACGAUGACCACAACGUUCCCCAGAUCGUCAUGUUUGACGAAGAACUGUCCACGAACCCUUCCACGUCGACCGACUUUGCCGACUCUCCGAAAAGAACGGAUCUGUCCUCGUCCCCUUGUCACAGACCGCAGGUGGCGACGCACAAAUGUUCCGAAUGCGGCAAAUGCUUCAAGCAUCAUUCCGCGCUGGUGGAGCACCGGCGCGUCCACAGCGGCCAGCAACCUUACAACUGCUCCGAGUGCGGGAGGGCUUUCAGAACAGCCACUCUGCUGGCCGGCCACCGGCUGCGCAAAUGCAAAAAUGCGGCCUACCUGUGCAUCAAAUGCGGGAACAGCUUUCCCUCAUCCCUGGACAAAUUCCGACACCACUGCCCGAAACGAGGACGUAACUACGAUUGCGGGCACUGCCGAAAGACAUUCCAAAAGUCGAGCAGCCUGAAGGAACACCUCCUCACUCACGUUCCGAGCCGCCUGUUCAAGUGCAGCCAUUGCGGCGAAGGGUUCUCCGGCAUCGGUGAUCUGAAGUAUCACCAGCAGGUGGAUCACGACAAACCGUACCAGUGCAAACAGUGUGGCAAGAGCUUCAUCUCCUCCAAGUGUUUGGUGAAGCAUCAGCAGCGCCACGACGAAGUCGGCGCGAUGGAGGCCUCCAAAUUGCUGGGUGGAGGCAAGCGCAAGAAAUGCGGCGCGGCUCAUCGGAUUUCCUCUUUGCCCUCGAGGAAACUGGCCGUCAAAUCCGCCUACCCUCGGGGGCGAGUCGCCCACAACUGCCCGCUGUGCGGAAGGAGUUUCAAGUACCGCUUUGAGUUUCUCGAGCAUCAGCGGUUCCACACGGCCGUCAAGCCGUACAAAUGCUCCCAGUGCGGCAAAGCCUUCCGCACCGAGGCCCACCUGUCUGGCCACCGGAAAAGGAAGUGCAAGAACGCCGCCCACAUCUGCACCAAGUGCGGCUGUCAGUUCAGGUCCAUGCACGAAUGCGUCCGGCACCAGUGCGUGCAGCUGCUGACCAAAUACGAGUGCUCGCACUGCGGCAAGACCUUCAAGAUGGCCCACCUGCUGAGGAACCAUCAGAUGACUGAACAUCAGCUCCCCUACAGCCCCAACCAUCGCUUCAGGUGCCGCUACUGCGACGAGACCUUCCCCGGGAUCAGCGAGCUCAAGUAUCAUCAACGGGUCGACCACGAGAAACCCUACCAGUGCCGGGAGUGCGGCAAAUGCUUCUUGUCGGAAAAGUGCUUGUCCAAUCAUGAGCUGCGCCACAACGACGACAGGCCGGAGAGCUGCCCGGUCUGCGGCCGCGGCUUCCGAAACCGCUACGACUUGAAGCAGCACAUGCGCACACAUACGGGCGAGCGUCCCUACCAAUGCACGCACUGCUCGCAGUGCUUCUCCACGGCCGGCGGCCUGAGGAGCCACACGCGGGUUCACACCGGCGAGAAGCCUCACGUGUGCCCGGAUUGCGGCAAGGCCUUCUCGCAGAUGGGCGCCAUGCGCACCCACAGGCUCACCCACACCGGCGAGAGGCCCUUCAAGUGCACGGUGUGCGGCAAAGGCUUCACCAUGGCGCACAAGGUGACGGUGCACAUGCGCGUCCACACCGGCGAACGGCCCUACGUGUGCUCUCAGUGCGGAAAGGCCUUCUCGGACGGAAGCGUGCUCAAGCAACACAUGCUCAACCACUCGGGGGUGCGACCUUUCCACUGUCAGAUCUGUCCCAAGACGUACACCUGUCUAAACCACCUGAGGAGGCACCUCAAAAGUCACUCGGCCGUGAACUGACAUGGAGCGGUACCCGCGCAAGGCAAAAAGGUGAAGUGUUACUCUGCAAAGUCAUCAAUAUUUGCAAUCGUGUAACCCCUCCCACCCCCAAAUUUCGUCCAAAGGACUGCAUCUUUUUUUUUUCCUUUUUUUUUUUUUUUUGUCAAGCACGUUUGAAAUGACUGCGCUACUAAACCCCAAAGUCUCCAUUUUGAAGGACAAGUAUUGAUUGACAUUGGGUUCCGUAACCUUUCCUGAAAGGCAACAAUGUCAAGUCAGCAACUGUCUCUUUCUACCCUUUAUGGUUUUCUGAGUUUGACAAGUUCAAAUUAAAUGACAUUGGUUACAA
Molecule: messenger RNA, 2995 nt
Organism: Hippocampus comes (tiger tail seahorse)
Lineage: Eukaryota; Metazoa; Chordata; Actinopteri; Syngnathiformes; Syngnathidae
Product: zinc finger protein 345-like
Exons: 7
Coding region: 154-2667 (837 amino acids)
Source: RefSeq, a predicted model, not a curated record